UCCAUUCUUCAUUUUUAAAAUAAGCCCAUGAAAUGAGCCCAAACCCUUCUAUCUUCUUCUCCACUCACGCUGCCACGCACAGCACAAACUGCUCAAUGCUCUCUCUCUCGGACUCUCGUUCAGCAAUCGUCACAGCCGCUGCCGCGCACACCAUCCUCUCCCUAGCCUCUCGCCCUCUGUUUUCCUUCAUUUAUCUCCUUCCCUCCUUCACGAAUUCCGGCGAGAUCCGCCAUUUAACGUGGUGCUCUGCUGCACUUCUGUUGCAACAGCACGGCGAGGCCGCCGACUCUGUUUCUCCCCACUGAUUUCGCCACUUCGCAUUCUUUGGCCGGACAUCAAUUCAAGUUGUUUUUUAGCGUGACAACAAAGUUCUCAUUUUUUUAAUUUUCUACUUCGAUUAAGACGAGAGAAAAAAAAGAUUCAAGAAAAGGAAAAGGAGGUUUUUAUGCCACCUUCAUGCAAGCAAACUUGUAAAAUCACCCAAUGCGUUUCCAUCAUCAAAACUCUGCAACUCGCAUUUAUUGUAUGGUAAAGUUCUUCCAUAGUUUCGUGUCGGAGGUGCGGAUGGCGUGUUGUCGGAGGCCGCAGAAAUACUGCGUUCGCCUCUAAGCUUGAAGUGUUGUACGUGGUGAUAUUCUGCCAAGUUUUUUAGAAGGUAAUGGAUGGGAAGGACAUCCAAUCAGAUCUUCAUGCCCUUAAAAGACUCUAUGGGCUUCUCAAAAACGAUGGAGACGAAGCUUCGGACUCCGGCUCUGAUUCGCUAGAUGCGCACGCUCGGAUUUUCUUAAAGAAUCUUUUGGAUGUGGAGACUAAAAGAGUACUCAAGACACAUUCAGAAGUCAUUGCAGGUCAAGCCGAAACAUCGGGGGCACUUUCUCCUGCUCGGCUUCAGCAACUAGAUGAGGUAGCCUCCGAGGAACGACCUACAACACGUUCAAGAUUGUCAAUAGCCGUGGAAGGUGAUCAAAGUUCAGAUGGCCGACUCACUCCUGAAUGGAGUCAAGCAGGUGGUGCCAUGGAACAAUCAAUUCAUAGAGUGCCUUCAAUUGGACAGAAACGCUGCAGGGUUUGUCAAAGGAACACUGUCAAACAACUUGGAUCCAGAGGGGAGACACAUUUUCACCAAGUGGUUCGGAACUCAAACACAUAUGCUGAUCACCAGUAUCGGCAGAACAGUGUAAGGAAUCGUGAGAAGGAAAUUGGAUGGUUAUCAAGUAACAUGUCAGAUGAUUCAAAGUGUGAGAAGCGGAGGCAGAGACCGUCUGACUUGAACGUAAUUGGAGGUGCAGACAUUUCAUCUGAUAGAAUGGCAACUGACAUCUCAGAAAUUUGUCAUUCUAAUAUGGAAACCAUCGGUAAACCUGGGGAACCUGACUGCUUAUCUCAAGAAGCUUCCAAAGCGAUCCAGCAGAUUGAAUUAUGUAUGUCAGCAUUGCGUAUGGGAGAAGAUCGCUUGCACUUGUUUGAGAUGACUUCUUCUACUCAGCAGCAGCAUCGUGUUCCAGAAACUGAGUCAGCCGUGCAGACAGAAUACGAUGCAGCUCCAAGCGUUGGUACAAGCUUAGGUGAAAAUCUGAUGACCAGAAAUAAUUUGUUGUGUGAAAUUUCAGGCCAAAGGGUUAUGGAUGAUUUCGUCUAUCCAGUGCAUCAAGUGCCUAGAACGACCGCAGAAGCAGGAAACCAACCACAUUUGUCCUCGAGUCAAAGAUAUAAGGAGAGUCAGCCAACUAAGGCUGUGUUGAAGCAAUCAACAAAUAAUAUCAUCCAGAGUGAACCUCUUUCCCACGCUGGUGUCGUAGACAUGUCAGAAGAGGCGACCGGCAGAUGCAGGUUUCCAACAGAGAAAGUAAACAAGAUUUAUGUUCAGAAUCUGAAUGCCAUUGUGGAGAAAAUUGAGCCAGGGAACUGGAUAGUGAGUUCCAACAGUUAUAUGCCUAGCGGCGUUGCACUAAUUCCAAAUCAGACAUCCUAUAUUACCCCCUGUUGGCCAACCACUUCUUCUGCUUCUAACAUUGAGAGUCCUUAUCAAAGCCGGACUGUGGUGGAGGAAGCAGAAAGCAAGCCAUCAUCCAGCUUCACGAAUCCAAAAAACCACCCACCUGUCGCAAAUAAGAAAGCGAUUCACCUUUUAGCAAGCUCAGGCUUCCAUGAAAACCAGUCGGAUGCACGGGAUAAGGACACGCACCAGACAACUGGAGGAAGGACUUCUUUGCAGAAUCUAGAAUCAGACGGUACAGCUACUGACUCGUACUCCAGCUGGAGCAGUCAGCAAACAAGCAGUGUUGAUAGCAAUAGUGAAGAUGAUUCGGUGACAGAUGGGGGUAGAGAGCAUCAGUAUGUAACUUCGAGUAAAAGCAGUGGAAGUUGGGAUACCCCUCUGUCUCAUGGAAGUGGGAGCCAGAACAGCCGUUAUAGGAGCUACAGCGACGAAGAGGUUUACUCCUCAUCUAGCGGAGAGGGAGCUCGUGAAGUAACUGCCAGUAGCAGCAGUAGGAACGAGGAGUAUUCAUCGUAUGAACAACCAACCCGAAGUCAUGCAAGGCCCAUGCACUCCACAUCGAAGAAAUCAGGCCCCAGCAGGGUCGAGAAAGCUUAUGGCGUGAACCUCAAAAAGCAAUCUGGGAUACUGAAGAGGCUGAAAGAUAGGCUGGCAGUAGUCUUCCACCACCACCACCACCACCACCAUCACCACCACCACCACCAUAAUCGUGGUGAUCAUACUAAUGAUGAGACAAAUAAGAGCCGUAGCUCGUCCUUGGACAAGCACAAAGAGAAAGCCAUAAGUCCUAAAAGACAAGAUGAGGCAUAUGGAGGAGCAAAGGCUGUGGAAAAGUUUGGAAAAUCCAAGGUUGGUGAGAAGAGGCAGCAGAGCCAUUUCCAUGGGCUGAUGGGAGGUCUGGUGAGGCACGUGCGACACUCAAAGCAGUUGAAACGGGCUAGUGAGCAUGGGCAGAAGAAGAGGACAGUGAAGAAGUCUCACUGGUGGCAGCUGCUGCAACAGCAUCAACGGUCCAAGUUGCCUGCGAAAGCUCUUUUGAAGCUUGGACCAGGUAAGAAGAAAGCCCGCUUAAAAGCUCUCCCAAAAGUUCAAUGAUGCCGCAUUUAGCUACUACAAAACCAGAUUAUGUGAUCAUAGUUAUGUACUUAUGAGUUACAGCCAAAUGUAUGAUAGAUAUAUCUAGGCCCAUAGAUUUGUAAAUCCUGACUUGUUGGCUAGUUAUAUUUGUUGCCCUUUUUCAUUUUUGGAUUA
Messenger RNA from Salvia miltiorrhiza (redroot sage), 3250 nucleotides. RefSeq lists its product as uncharacterized. Bases 659 to 3094 code for a protein of 811 amino acids. The transcript is spliced from 5 exons. The record is from RefSeq and is a predicted model, not a curated record. NCBI's taxonomy places the organism in Eukaryota, Viridiplantae, Streptophyta, Magnoliopsida, Lamiales, Lamiaceae.